This is a messenger RNA of Cyanidioschyzon merolae strain 10D, 1911 nucleotides long. RefSeq names its product similar to amino acid transporter protein. The transcript has a single exon. NCBI's taxonomy places the organism in Eukaryota, Rhodophyta, Bangiophyceae, Cyanidiales, Cyanidiaceae. The record is from RefSeq and is a predicted model, not a curated record. Gene Ontology annotation, molecular function: amino acid transmembrane transporter activity. Bases 1 to 1911 code for a protein of 636 amino acids. Gene Ontology annotation, cellular component: vacuolar membrane. Gene Ontology annotation, biological process: amino acid transmembrane transport.
AUGGUCGGGCGUUUUACACCAGACGCGGCGAGCUCGCCGGGAGGUGCCUCGUCGCAGGCCGCUGCAGACAGUGUCCCGGACCUGGUUGUGGCUACCGAGCACUCUGCGGAAAACGCGGACGCAACCGGUACGAAACCCGAAAGCGACACGCUUCGCACGUCGGGCUCGAGUUUGAAAAGCGUGCUGGGUGAGUUUGCCAACUUGCUGAAAGGAUUCCUCGGUUUGAACUUUCUCUACGUUUCCUAUGCGUUUUCCUACGCUGGCGUGACGCGAGGCAUUCUGGGUUUGGUCCUAGUCAGUCUGUUGACCUUCUAUGGCUGUGUCUUACUCGUGCGCGUGAAGCGCCAUAUCCCAGCAGAAUGGUGGCAGAGACAACGCGGCGGCACAGAACCUGGCUCAGAACGUGCACCGUUCGCAGAGGUCAGUUCGGACUCUCCGGGGGCAGCGUCGUGUGUGCCCGCUCGACAAGUGCUUUACGGCGACGUUGGUGCCUAUGCCUUUGGUCGUGCCGGAGAGCUGGUCGUGAAUCUGGCGCUCCUGCUGACCCAGUUCGGGUACUGCACGGGGUAUCUGAUUUUCCUCGCCCAGACCAUACAUGACCUGACGCGCUGCGACUGUGCGCCAGCCUGGUUCCUCCUCAUCCCGCUGCCCAUCGUGCUCACGUUGGCGCUUCUGCGGUCGGUGCGGAAGUUGACACCAUUCAGUUAUCUAGCCAAUAUCGGUAUUUUCGUCGGGUUCAGUGCGGUGCUUGUAUUCCUCAUGGCAAACUUUCAAUAUCGACCGUAUUCGCCUUUGUUCUGGAAGUGGCCCGUGUUCUUUGGACAGAUGAGCGCUGCACUGGAAGGCAUCGGUGUGGUCUUGCCAGUCGAAGGGAGCAUGAAGAAUCCCCGUCGCUUCAACGUUAUCCUGAGCGCAACGAUGGUGCUCAUGGGGGCGAUUCUUCUGCUCAUCGGAUUGCUGGGUUUCAUGACCUUUGGCAAGCAGACUCGCUCGAUCAUUCUCCUGAAUAUGGGUCACAGCGCGGCCGUGCGUAUUGUGAAGAGCGUUGCCUGUAUCGGUAUUCUUUUUACAUAUCCACUGCAGCUGGUACCCAUUGUUCAAGCGCUCGAGGCCUGGCUGGCAACCACGACGUGGCUUCGAACGCGUCAACUGGGUACUGGAUCGGCGCAUUCAGGCGAGCCACUGCCAAGCCGGCAUCCGGAACCUUUCGAUGAGACUGUAUCUAUAGACGCUAUUCAGGUCGUCGAAACUCGCAUUACGCCCGAGCGUAAAGCGUCUCGUGCAAUCGACGGGGAGCAAACGCCAGAGCCUCUUGACGAGCGACUCGAUUCCAUCGAUAUUGUCGACGUGCGAGUUGCUUCAGAGCAGCGCGAUUCGGGUCCGGGCAGCGCGCUACUGUUCGAAGAAUCUGGCGGUUCCAAAGCGGCGAUUUCGACAUCUCCGGUCCCUGUACCAGAUCAUAUCGAUGCAUUCGGUGCGCCUGGUGGAGCCUCGCCGCCAUCUCCGCAGGCCAGCGCACCAGCUGAGGCACCGCCGGAACCGGCCCCGCCCAUCGCCGCAGACCGGGCACCGCUGGCGAGGAGAGUCGCAACCCUCUAUUGCACCUAUUUCACUGACGAGCCCGCUGCCGUUCUCGUGCGUGUUUCGCUUGUCAUUGGCACCGUUGUCGCAGCAGUCAUCGCCGGCAAAGAUUUCGGACUUUUCCAAUCACUUGUGGGUGCGCUCGGUGCAGCGACACUCGCGUACACGCUGCCGGCGCUCUUUCAUCUGCGUGUGUUUUGGCAGCGACUCUCCACAUGGGAGCGAGCACUCGACAUUUUCAUGCUAGCAUUCGGCGCUGUAGCGACUUUGAGCGCCACGACAACGACCAUCGCCGAGAUGGUGCGCGGUACUGCAUCCGGAAUCGCCUAG